Dentiscutata erythropus is the source of this 671-nucleotide messenger RNA. Lineage: Eukaryota; Fungi; Glomeromycota; Glomeromycetes; Diversisporales; Gigasporaceae. The record is from the annotation of a GenBank genome assembly.
UGUUACAAACUAUUAAUGAGUCUGACGAUGGUUGGAAUACUGAUAUAUCGGAUGAGUUACAAGAAUCUAAUUUAUUAACAUGGAAUUUUGAUAAUUUGCCAAAUUCUAGUCAUUCUUCAAAUUCUAGUGCUAGUUCUUCUACCAUUAAUAAAUCAGAUAAUAUAGAUGAUUCAUUUUCAGAAAUUAUUCAAUUAGGAAGCCGUGGUAAUUGGGUUUUAGAUAAAAAACAAAAUUGGGUUUUGGCCGUAUUGUCACCUGCUUUUACCAAAAUGGCAUAUAUUAUUUGGAUUAAUAUACUAUUUACAACCAAUGCAGGUAAAUUUGUGCAUGCAACAAUUAAUACAACUGGUCGUAAUCUUUCAUUAGUAGCUGCUAUCCAAAGAUCUGCAAAUUUUGAUUCUCAUCAAUGGAGUACAGCAAUAACUUAUGAAAAAACUAAUGUACAUGAUUCAUAUCAUAAUAAAUCUUCAUUGCAACAUACAAUAAAUUCAGCUAAAAGAAAGCAUAAUUCUAAUGAAUCUUCUAUAACAUAUGAACAGGAACAACAGUUAAAUAUUGAUUAUAAAAAAUUAACAGUUCAAAAGAAUUUGAACGAUGAACUUGAAAGAGAAAUUAAACUUCACCAACAACUUAAAUCAUUAUAUAAUUUUGAACCUAAUAAUAAUAAUUAA